GGAGAUUGAAGGGGGAGAUUGAAGGAGAUUGAAGAGACAAUUACACCCGCAGCUAAACCUGAAAAGAGAUUCAGCUUUUUGAGUGAGGAUGAAGUCAACAAAUUGAAACAAGAAGAAGAAAGGAAAAUUGCCAAUCUUACUAGCGAGCAACUGCUCAACAUGAGCCGUUUAGACGACGUUGAUGAAGAGGAUGAAGAUGAAAUAGAUGAAGCAAACGAACCCCAUGUUGAGCCCGUCGCUGUAGCCGUCACGGUCACAACCGUCCCGACAGCCCGGCAUCCUUCCAUCGUUCGUACCGCCAAAGCAGAAAAACGUCUUAAGGAUAAACUAACACGCGAGGGUUUAGAACUCAGUGAAGAGGAGAAAAUGUUAUCGCCAACUGAGCAAAGAGCUUUACAGGCUAAGAAACGAGCGGCGUGGAGGGAGGCUCGUUUGAAAUCACUGGAGCAAGACGCCAUGCAGGCUGAGAUGGUCAUUAAGAGAAUGAGCGAAUAUAACCAAUCGGCUGAUUCGAGCUCUGAAUCUUUGUCGGCAUCGUUACGUAACGCAACCAAUCCGCUCGAUGGCAGUGAUGACAACGGCAACAAUAAUCGAUCAAUUCCGGAUUACACGAAUAAUAACCAGAUGGAUCCCGAAAACAACGUUCAGGAUCGUAUUGAAGAAGAAGAUGAAGAUGACGAAGCGGAUGUCGAUAACCUCGAUCAGGCCGGUCUCGGUGGAACGGAUAACGUGGCCACAUCAACAAACAACGGACGCCAGAAGAAGAAGAAAAACAAGAAGUCUAAGAAUCGGUAGAUUGUCGAAUCGCCACAGAACAAAGUAGAUAUCACGUUUUCUUUUGGUGAACCCAUCAUCAUGAUCACACGCCUUUGUCUCCAUCCUAACAACACUUGCCUUCACGUCGGCACUUUGCAUACCGUUGUCGUCAAAAAUCUUUUUCGGGUCUUGAUAGAAAACGGUUUUAUAUCAUUUGCCUUUUUUCAAUCUUACAUUUUUCAUCUACCAUUUAUGAUACUUUAUCUGUAUUUUCCAGAUCGUCAGCAUUUUUCGUCUUUGGCUUUGUUGUUUUUCGUUCUGUCCUAUUCUUUACCCCCCUCCCAUUUUCUCUACUACGAUUUUUUUAGAAAAAGAUUCGUUUGCAUGCGAAUAUGGCGGGAUUCGUGUAUGUUGUCCCGCUAAAGAUGUUUUAUCCACACUAACUCGCAAAAUUUGAUAAGAAAAAAAGCUGCGUAUUUGAACCUCAUUUAUACCCCCUCUCCCUUGAAUUAAAUUUUACAGUAAAUGAAAAUAAUACAGCCUUCGUAAAAAUAUAUCCUAAAUCUGUUUUGUGUACUCUCAA
This is a messenger RNA of Daphnia pulex (common water flea), 1339 nucleotides long. Its product is annotated as protein scribble homolog. Bases 160 to 795 code for a protein of 211 amino acids. The record is from RefSeq and is a predicted model, not a curated record. The transcript has 7 exons. Lineage: Eukaryota; Metazoa; Arthropoda; Branchiopoda; Diplostraca; Daphniidae.